AUGAGCAACGGUAGCCAACUCGGAUCCGUCGUCACAGUUGGGCAGGACAAGCCGAUCGAUCGGGAGAAGGUGUGCCCGAUGCUCCUUCGUCUCUUCUCCUCCAACCAUCGUCAUAAUCCGAUUCGCGAGUUCAACAACUCAAAUAAUGGAUCCGUGCCGCCAAAUGAGGUCUUCAUGCACACCUGGAUGGACUGCACCCUCCGCGAGCUCACCACCCUCAUCAAGGAGGUGAAUCCAGACGCCCGCCGCAAAGGAAUCACUUUCGAGUUCGCCAUCGUGUCGCCAGAUCGCUCAUCGCCUAGAUAUUUGCUUCGUGAGAUCGGAAGCACACAGAACGGACAGCGAGGAUUGGAUGAUAGCAAGACGCUCCAACAAUGCAAAUUCGAGCCCGGAGACUUCAUCGACGUCGCCAUAAUCAACCCGGGAGGCCGUCGCUUCCCAUCAGGACCAACGUCUGGCCGUGAAAUCGGCGGAGACCGUUUCCACGGACGUCUUCGCAGUCCUGUACGCUAA
Molecule: messenger RNA, 513 nt
Organism: Caenorhabditis briggsae
Lineage: Eukaryota; Metazoa; Nematoda; Chromadorea; Rhabditida; Rhabditidae
Exons: 3
Coding region: 1-513 (170 amino acids)
Biological process (GO): negative regulation of DNA-templated transcription
Cellular component (GO): nucleus
Molecular function (GO): transcription factor binding; transcription corepressor activity
Source: RefSeq, a predicted model, not a curated record